AUUAGCAAACACAUUCGUUCCUCACUUCUAGGUGUAUGUAAAUUCCAUGUGCCGCUACCCCAGAGGACAUGAAGACAUGAGCAGUGCUUUAUGCAUGACUGACACAGUGCUUAGUGUAGUUGUGUCGACCGAGGCCUAGUUGUGUUUGAAAGCCUCGGACUCGCCUACGCUGCAGUCACCGCCAGGCGGAGGGCACAAUCGGUGGGGCAGAUCCAUGCCCUGUGACUGCCGGAAAGCUAGGGACUCAAAGUGAAUGGACAGGGGGUGACUAUUGGGUCUGUAUGUUGCCCAUGACAUCCUGUGACAAGUGAAGGAGUUGAUACAGGAGGAGCCAUGGCUUUUGAGGAGAUCAAGGAUAUGGGGAUGGAGGGUGACAGGGGCCUUGUGGCUGGUCGUAGCCAAAGAGAGAAGAGGAGGUCAUACAAGGAUCUGCUCAGGGAGGAGGAGGAGAUCGCUGCUCAGGUUCGAAAGUCUUCCAAGAAGCGACCCAAGGAUUCUGAACUUUUCAUGCUGGGAGGAGAGUCUCAAAAGAAGAAGAAACAUGGAGAUGACUACUAUUACAAAGACCACGAGGGCCCACCGCCCCACAAGAAAAAACACAAGUCUGCAGAGCGGUCACCAACUCUCUCCUCCCCGUCAUCCUCCCACCCGACAGAUACAGCAAUGGGCCUCCUACAGGCUAUCACUUCUCCCCUGGCCACAGGUUCUGAUCCCAGCCCCCACUUGCACAAGAAACCCUCCUACCCUUCCUUCUCCUCACACUCUUCCAAGGACCGGAAGCGUGGAGAGCAGUGGCAGCGGUGGAGGAAGCAAGGGAGCCACUCCUUCUCUCACUCCCGACCGCCAUCAUCAUCCUCAUCCUCGUCCCAAGAAGCACUCUCCUCUUCCUCAAAGUCCUCUUUAUUCCAUGGUGGAACUCCCAAAGAGGAGCCGUUGACUUUACGUGAGGCCGAUGGGUUGAAAAUGAAGCUCAUAAUGUCGCCAGAGAAAGAGGAAGCGGAGAGCUACUCAUUUACAUCACACUCAUCCAAAGGUGGUGUAAAGAAAGAGAAGGAGAAAGACCGCAUGCAGCUUUCAAAGACACCCAAGAAGAAACUACAACAGAAUCGAGAUCCUCUGCCUGUUGUCGGGAAAGAGGUGGAGGUGGAAGGUCAUUAUGGAGGUGGUAUGGGAGAUGAUAGCUCUUCAUCUGGAGGUGAAUUGGAAGCAGGUGAAUUGGUUAUUGAUGACUCCUACACACACCUGUCAAAAAAGAAGAAGAAGAGCAAGAAGAGCAAAAAGAAAAAGGACAAAGAGAAAGACAGAGAGAAGGAUAAAAGUGGGAAGGACAAGAAACACAGCAAAGGAUUUGGAGACUCUUCAAGAAGCCACAGUCACUCCCAUCCCACGGUCACCCACAGCGCUGUUGGUCCCAUGUAUGCCAUGGGGACACCCAUCCCCCAACACCACCAUCAAGGCAACGACGGAGUAAUGGAGAAGAAGAAGAAGAAGGAUGACAAAGAUCGGGACAAGCACGAGAAGGAUAAAGAUAAGCCCAAGAAAAAGAACACAACAGCAUACCAGGUGUUUUGUAAAGAGUACAGGGUCAACAUUAAUGCAGAACAACCAGGACUAGUGUUUGGUGAGCUCAGCAAGAAGUUGGCAGAGGUGUGGAAGGCAAUGCCUGAGAAGGACAAACUAGUUUGGAGACAGAAAGCUCAGUAUCUUCAGCACAAACAGAACAAAGCUGAGGCCACCACUGUCAAACACAAGACGCCCAGUGAGAGCAAAACUAAAGUUGUCACAGUGGGAACAGGGAUGGUGUCGCCGAACAGAGCACCAGGCACCGUGUCCCUGUCCCCGGCCAGAGUUCCUGACGUGGAUCCCAUUGAUGCUGCAGCUCACCUGCAGCUGCUGGGAGAGUCCCUGUCCCUAAUUGGACACCGGCUACAGGAAACAGAGGGGAUGGUGGCAGUGUCUGGGAGUCUGUCUGUCCUUCUGGACUCCAUUUUAUGUGCCCUGGGACCACUGACCUGUCUCACAGCUCAGAUACCACAGUUAAACGGCUGUCCUCGAAACGUCCUGUCAAAUACGUUGGACAACAUCGCCUACAUCAUGCCUGGGCUGUGAUUAACAGAGGAUGAUCAGUGUGGACUGAUGCGAUGUGUCUGUGUGGAACGGUCAUUUCAGAAGUGACCCUCUGGACUUUAAUUUAAGCCACCAUUUGGCAUCUGAAAACUUGGAUAUUUGUAGUGUCAACAUGUUUUUAAAGUGUAUUUUUUUAACCCCUUUUCUCCUAAUUUUCUAAUUGUUGUAUUUUUAAGAGACACAUUUUACUGACCAUGUUGAGCUCUCUUGGCAACGUCAGCUUCGUUUACUGUUACUGUACAGUGGACUUUGUAUGAAUGAGUGUGGAACUGCAUUUCAGAAGCUGUUAACUAUUGAAAUGAUACUGUAUGACUGUUAAAUGAACUGUACAUGUUUUCUUUCUUUUUUUUUUAAACAAUGUAUAGGAACUCAUACAUCAUCCACAUAAUAUAUUGGACAUGGGACAUUUUUCUUUUAUCAUGUAAAAAAGUACUGUCAUCCUUUACUGUUUUAUACAUUUGAUAUUUUACUGCGCAUAUGGAAGUGAAAGUCUGUACCGUAGAAAUACACAGGUGAUAGAAAACGCCUUUAGGUUCUGAAUCAGGAGCUGCUUUAACUAAUCUGUCAGAGCAUCACGUUUACCAAAGCAGCAACAAUAAACUAUGACCACUCAACAAA
Messenger RNA from Sphaeramia orbicularis (orbiculate cardinalfish), 2745 nucleotides. RefSeq names its product HMG box domain containing 4a (gene hmgxb4a). NCBI's taxonomy places the organism in Eukaryota, Metazoa, Chordata, Actinopteri, Kurtiformes, Apogonidae. The record is from RefSeq and is a predicted model, not a curated record.